GUUGGUACCAAUACUUCCGGGUUGGCGUUGCAGGGGCGCUUCCGACUGUGGGAGCCUCGUCUUCCCAGUCGUCCGAUGAGCCCGAGCAGCUGUGUCCCUUCCCUGUCUUUCACUCUUCUGGCAUCGGUGGUUUUACUUCUUCGAUUGAACCCUGCUUCCUCGACCCCCCAGGGAGGCCGCCUCCUUCAGGCGCCUCCCUUCUCUCCACGAACUCGCUCUGACAGCUGAGGAACUGGCAAGAUCCUGCUACCCAGAGGGUGAAUGGGUAUCUUUCCCGGAAUAGUCCUAAUUUUUCUAAGGGUGAAGUUUGCAACGGCGGCCGUGAUUGUAAGCGGACACCAGAAAAGUGCCACUGUAAGCCAUGAGAUGUCUGGUCUGAAUUGGAAACCCUUCGUAUAUGGCGGCCUUGCCUCUAUUGUUGCUGAGUUUGGAACUUUCCCUGUGGACUUGACCAAAACGCGACUUCAAGUUCAAGGCCAAAGUAUUGAUGUCCGCUUCAAAGAGAUAAAGUACCGAGGAAUGUUUCAUGCCUUGUUCCGAAUCUAUAAGGAAGAAGGUGUAUUGGCUCUGUAUUCAGGAAUCGCUCCUGCUUUACUAAGACAGGCAUCAUAUGGCACCAUUAAAAUUGGCAUUUACCAGAGCUUGAAGAGAUUAUUUGUAGAACGUUUAGAAGAUGAAACUCUUUUAAUUAACAUGAUAUGUGGGGUAGUGUCAGGAGUGAUAUCUUCCACUAUAGCCAAUCCCACCGAUGUGCUAAAGAUUCGAAUGCAGGCUCAAGGAAGCUUGUUCCAAGGCAGCAUGAUUGGCAGCUUCAUUGAUAUAUACCAACAAGAAGGUACCAGGGGUCUGUGGAGGGGUGUUGUCCCAACUGCUCAGCGGGCUGCCAUCGUUGUGGGAGUAGAGCUACCAGUCUAUGACAUUACGAAGAAGCACUUAAUAUUGUCAGGGGUGGUGGGAGACACAAUCUUAACUCACUUUGUUUCCAGCUUUACGUGCGGCUUGGCUGGGGCUCUGGCUUCCAAUCCAGUUGAUGUGGUUCGAACUCGCAUGAUGAACCAGAGGGCAAUUGUGGGACAUGUGGACCUCUACAAGGGCACUUUGGAUGGUAUUUUAAAGAUGUGGAAACAUGAGGGCUUUUUUGCGCUCUAUAAAGGAUUUUGGCCAAACUGGCUUCGACUUGGGCCCUGGAACAUCAUUUUUUUUAUUACAUACGAGCAGCUCAAGAGGCUUCAAAUCUAAGGACUGAAUUAUAUGUGAGUCAAGCCCUGCCAACCUUUCUACUCUUCUUUUCCCUUUUUCUGUGUUCUAAUGUAUUUUGACAAAGUUGUAAGUGUUUACUGAACCACUGGUCUCCCAAGGCCCUCCUGAUGGAAGAACGAUAGGAUGGUUCAAAAUUGCUCAUGUGUUUGCGUUGCCAUGUGAACUUUUCCCUGAGAGGGAGUAUUAACAUUGAGACUCUGGCCCCAGAUUGGUAUCUUCUGUGAAGAUGGAUACUGAUAGAUGACACUCAAAAUGACCUUCUCUUCAAAUAUGGGUUAAAUGUAGUUUGUUAGCCCCAGACUUGGGCUAGAGCAGAAGGCAUAGGCCAGGGCAGUUACUGCUAUUUAUGUUACAGACCUCGGUUCUCAUUAAAGUAUUUAUUGGCAGAA
Lipotes vexillifer (Yangtze River dolphin) is the source of this 1649-nucleotide messenger RNA. It is a transcript of the gene SLC25A14, whose product is annotated as solute carrier family 25 member 14. Lineage: Eukaryota; Metazoa; Chordata; Mammalia; Artiodactyla; Lipotidae. Gene Ontology annotation, biological process: transmembrane transport. The record is from RefSeq and is a predicted model, not a curated record. The transcript is spliced from 11 exons. Bases 262 to 1239 code for a protein of 325 amino acids.